Cuscuta epithymum is the source of this 2851-nucleotide messenger RNA. NCBI's taxonomy places the organism in Eukaryota, Viridiplantae, Streptophyta, Magnoliopsida, Solanales, Convolvulaceae. The record is from the annotation of a GenBank genome assembly.
GAGGAACACUUUACUUUGUGCAACUGUUUUUCUAGCUGGACGCCUUUUCUUCUCCUGGAAACUACUGUGUUUUGUUUCAUGCAAGGAUUUGUUCUGAGGUACCUCCCAAAAGACUUCAUUCUUAUGGGUGAGGUUUACAGUCCUAAGAAUACGUAUAUGGGCAUUCGGUUCGUUUUGGUUGCAACCCAGAAUAUUCAUUCCCACAUGACUCGGCAAACCCUUUGUUUUCUGCUCUGAGCUUCUUCUCUAUUACUUUAGCCAAGUACGGUUAGUUGAGAGCUAUGUCAAAAAAGAACAACUGGCUUACAAGCAUUUUGAAGAGAUUUUUCAUUUCAGAGGCAGAAUUCAGACCAGAAAAGGGGAAGAGAAAGAGAUGGAUGCUAGGGUUGUUCUCAGAACGGAGUAAAAAAGAAGCGGCUUCAACAAGUACUGACAAUCAGCAUAAGCAGCGGCAGCAGGAGGAUGAAGUCCCAGAUUUAUUCGAGCUCAGAAUCCUGGCUGCCAUUAAAAUCCAGACUGCUUUUCGUGGUUAUCUCGGAAGAAAAGCUUUGCGGGCGAUGAAAGGAAUAGUAAGGCUUCAAGCUAUGGUUCGAGGCCAAGCUGUUCGACGCCAAGCUGUUUUGACCCUCCAACGCUUGCAAUCGGUCGUAGACAUCCAAUCACAAGUCCGCGAAAGAGGCUACAUCAUCGCAAACAUUUCAAAUGAGAAGGACAUUAAGAUAGAUUUGAACAGCAGCCACAAAAUGUGGGACUACAGAGCUGUGUCAAAGGAAGAUGCAAAUGCCAUGUCCCUAAGCAAGAGGGAGGCCUCCUUCAAGAGAGAACGUAUAAAGGAGUACUGGUUAAGUCAUCGGAAGUCAACUUCAGAGUCGGAAAAAAGUAAAAUUAAUACAAGAAGAUACUGGCUGGAAGACUGGGUAGAUUCGGAGCUAGCUAAAAUAGAAGAAGACGGUAAAGCUCUGGAUGGUGUUUGCACAAGCGGGGGAAUACGAGAGAUGAGUAGUUUGGUAUCUCCAAGAGCGCAAAAUGGAGGAAGAAGGCUGUCAUUUCACCACCACCACAAAAGGCAGCACUCCAUCAGUGUGGCGUCGUCUCCUGCUGCAGCAAAUAAUACCAUGCAGCAGCAGCUUCCAGCUUAUAUGGCGUCCACGAAAUCAGUUGAAGCAAAGGCUAGAUCAAUGAGCACACCAAGGCUACGGCCAAUGCACCACUUUGAUCUUUACUCUACUACUUCUGACAAUGAUUCUCCAUUCAAGUACAAAUAUAAGCUCUCACCUGUUAUCCGUAAUGAAGCCAGAGCAACAAAAAACAGCAGCAUGGUUGGAGGUCGUCAUCAUCGUUCAAGUUUCACUCAAAGAUUGCUGCACUCUUAAACAGCACCUUGCAGUAGCUGAUGUUCCUCCUAAGUCCUACGUCAAACCAAAUUUCUUAUUCUAAAGCAUGUUAGUUAAAAUUGGAGCCAGCGCUCUCAUUAUUAUGGAUAUAUUGUAAUACAUUGGGUUCAUGCAUGCCUUUUUAAGCUUCAGAGUUUUCUUUUUUGGAUGCUUGGUAAAUGUUUAUAAGGUUCUGAUCGCAGUAAAAUCAAUUUCACAAAAAUGAACAUGCUUGUAUUCAUGUGUGUAUGUAUGGCACUAUGGCUCAUCAAACAUUAAACAUGGAAAAGGAGCUAGGGUCCCUGAACGAGAGUAAUAUUACUGUGCAAGAUUCUAACAAUGUCUUAAUAAGGCUUCCUCAGCUCAUGGAACUGAGCUGCGUAUUAUAGGUGUAAAUGCCACAUCAACACAUAUAAAUUCUGCAGUACUGUAAGCAGCUGCGUAUACAUCAAUAUUUUAAAGUAAUAAUAAUGUAGAAUGCAGAAACCAUUUGAACAGGUGCAGAGUAGGAAUGUAAUGGAUUAGAGAAGACUGGUAUAUAACAAGUAUGAUUUUACUCCAGCGCACCAGAUUUGGUACAAAAUAACUGAGAUAAAGAAUGAUGGAUAUAAUGAUAUUGUAGGUGAAAUAUUAACCACAGUACAUGCCAACAUUUCAAAUGGAAAGCAAAAUGGCCUGAGGAAUGGAAUGAAUGUAGAAAUCAGACUCAAACCCAUCAAUGCUUGCAAACAGCAGACUUAAAUGAAGUGUCUCUUUUUCUAUCUCUCUGUUUCAUGUUGCUACCUGUCCUUUUCCAAGUAUAAACUCCAAUACUUCUUGAACAGAACUUGUAUCUCAUUAAAAGACUGAGUUUAGAAGGGAAAGUAACAUAUUCUCUAAAUUUAGAAGUGGAAAAUUUGACUCCCUACUUGAAACACCAAAGCAGUACACUAUAUAUGAUAAACAAAAAAUGCAUUGUAUAUAUUCUUUGCAUAUUUGUAGCUCAAUUUCACUGCCAUAAAUUCCAUCGGAUAUAUCAGUCCAAAUACAUUUUCAUAACCCAUAAUAAUAGAAAUGUAUUAACACAAAAUCCCAACAUUCACCUGAACUCCCCCAAGUUCUUGGGGGUUGUAGUGAUCUUCAAAUGCAUCAUCAAGGUUCAGCAAGUUUGUAUUCAUUUUCAUUUCGGGGGGGGGGGGGGGGGGGGGGGGCACAAAAUAAUAAUUUAUGAAGUGUUUUAGCGUCCAUUAAAAUCAAAUAUUACAGAUAAAUUCCAAGACAACCAGCUCCAGAAUUUACCUACGUUGAAAAUAUACUUUCCUUAAGGUUGCACACCUAUUAACACCAUACAGGGUAAAAGCCCUAUGUGGAUGGAGUAUCUGCUUGUCGUUUGGGCCGAUUAGGUCUACGUGAACUUUCUGUCUCUUCCUUUGGAGAAGUUCCAGCAGCAUCACCAUCAUCUUCCUCUGAUUCCAAUAUUGACUGCUCUAUAACAAGCU